GAGAUUGUAGAUGGUGUUCGAAGCUUGAACAGCGAAAAGAGGGACAGGAGAGAAGGUUUUCAUUUUCAAAGAAGUUGAUGCGUUCUUGAAAUAAAUGGUCCUACUGCUCGCCAGCAUGUCAAAAUCUUCUCGUCUUCUACGUAGCGGUCUUGUUCCUGCUGCACCAGAGCCGAACGGGCCUGCUUGCGUGGAAGGAGCUGCUUCUCACGAGCGGAACACGACCCGCGGCCGAAGCUAUUUUUUCGGAGGGCAGCGGGGGACGGCACCAGGGGUGUCCGGCUUCUUGCGAGAUGUAGAGUGGUCUGCGAUGUUCUUGUUGACGGAGCAAAGGGUCGUGUAGUGCUGCGGUUGUGGCGGAUAAGUCCAAGAACCUCCAGGAGGCGCCUGUCGCCAUUCCGUAUUGGAAAUAAAUGAACAACAUUUUCAAGCUCCGUCGGUCCCGCGGGACCAGCCAGCCGUUUCAACGGAAGUCAAGUCUGAUUUCCAUCCUGCUGAAGUGUCUCUACUUUUCGCUCACCGCAAUACACGACGAAACCAGGCUGGUGCUGGUUGGUGCAGUGCUGCAAGACUUGCAAGAAACAGUGAUAAAACGGGACCACAGCGUGCCGAUCAUUUUCCAUUGCAAUCACACGGUGUGCAAUGAUAAUCCCAUCUACGAAGACUUUCCGCCGGGGAACUACUCCUGGCCAAACGGGACGACCUUGAUCACGGUGUACAUUUAUUUGACGCCCCUGCACUACGGCCGGUCCUGCAACACGGGGCAGAGUUACACGGGCGAGAAUUACGACCCUGAUGCUUUGUUUGUUUCUGGUGGUGGAAAUUUGAACAACCGGUAUUCCAGUCCCGUCGCCCCGGCGUACUUGAUUCUGCCGAGCACAGACACCUCGCAGAAUUUCGAAAACCGCACCGGGGUGUUUGACACAAGGCUGCGGUCCAACGCGCUACUGGGCGCGAACGUCAACUCUACACUGCUUCAAGCGGGCAUCAACUACAGGAUUUGCGUCGAUUACGACGGCACCGGCACGGACUACAACUUUGAAACCACCGCCCUGGAUGUCUACGUGGGCGGCCCGUUUCGCAUUCUCUCGCCCUGGAUGUUUCAGUCCACCCAGUCCUCCAUCGUGACAUUCGAGUGCCUAUGGAUUGCAAAUAUGUCUAUGUCUGGAAGAGCCAAACUUGUGGUGCUGCAUUUGGAUGCUAAAAAAAUCUGUAUUGCACGAGCAGCAAGAGGAGUCAAAUUUGGCUACGCGGAGAGGGCAUUUGUAAUGCAGGAUGCGCAUCGAUAGGCGCUCAAAAAAUCUGUGAUGCUAUGGCAUACAUCAGAGACAUCAUGGAUCAGGGAAAAUGUGCAUGACAAACUUUUCCUCUUCCAGACCCAGACAUUUUUACACUUGAUAGUGCCACCCGAACACCUGCGACACGAGCUGGUAUUGUGAGGAAAAAUCCCCCCUCCUCAUAAGUACCAAAGCGGGAUACUUCUCAAAAUUUGUGAUGCUGAUUUGAGGCCACAAAUCGUCUCUGCAUUGCUAGAAGGCAUAUCCAAAAACCCCGCCGCGUUCUGCAGGCAAUCUGUAAUGCUGUAUGGCCUACGGAGGACAUGCCUGCCUUGCUAGGCGCAUACACCAAAACGCCCCUCCUCCGGCUUUGUGUCUGUCUGCAGUCCUCUAUUGCAAGACAGAUCCGAUUUGUGUACACAAAUCCCGCAGCACAGAGAUCCAUUUCGAUAUGGGGAGGGGGAGUUUUUCCUUUUGAUAGCUGGCAAAUUUUCCUCAAAUCCGCGGGCUGCGACGGCACGGUGUCAAAUCCGCUUCUGA
Molecule: messenger RNA, 1814 nt
Organism: Amoebophrya sp. A120
Lineage: Eukaryota; Dinophyceae; Syndiniales; Amoebophryaceae
Source: the annotation of a GenBank genome assembly